GCGGGCUGCGGAGAGGGAGGAAGAAGAGAAAGUAGACAGCGACACAGAGAGGAAGACAGAGACAGACAGGAGGACAGAGACACCGAGCAGCGGCAGGAUUUGCAGUCUCUCCAUCAGAGAGUGAAGAUGAACGUGUGCGCGCUGGUUCUGGGUCUGUCCCUGGGUCUGACCGUCUGCGCGGCCCGGUCUCCGUACCAGGCGGUCCUGCAGCACAGCCGGAUCAGAGGCCGGCAGCAGGGACCUAACGUCUGUGCGAUGCAGCAGAUCAAAGGAACGGAUAAGAAAUAUUUCACCAACUGCAAACAGUGGUACCAUCGGAAGAUCUGCGGCAAACCCACGGUGAUCACCUACGAGUGCUGUCCCGGUUAUGAGAAGAUUCCUGGAGAGAAAGGCUGUCCGGCUGCGCUGCCUCUGGUGAACAUCUACAACACUCUGGGCGUGGUCGGAGCCUCCACCACUCAGAUGUACUCCGACCGAGCCAAACUCAGGGCGGAGAUCGAAGGUCCGGGAAGCUUCACCUUCUUCGCCCCGAGCAACGAGGCCUGGGCCGCCCUGCCCACAGAGAUCCUGGACGCUCUGGUGAGCAACGUGAACAUCGAGCUGCUGAACGCUCUUCAUUACCACAUGGUGAACCGCCGCCUGACCUCCGAGGAGCUGAAGCACGGAUCGUCCUUCACCUCCAUGUACCAGGACUUCCACGUCCACAUCCACCACUACAGCAGCGGGAUCGUGACGGUGAACUGCGCUCGUCUGAUCAAACCUGACCAACACGCCACCAACGGCAUUGUGCAUGUGGUCGACCGUGUCAUCACCGCCAUCUCCAACAACGUGCAGACGCUCAUCGACGUCGAUGACGACCUGGAGACGCUGCGUACGGCCAUCGCCGCUGCAGGUCUGACCACCAUGUUGGAGAACGAGGGUCAGUACACCAUCUUUGCUCCCACCAACGAGGCAUUCGAGAAGAUCCCUCAGGAGACCCUGAACAGGAUCCUGGGAGACCCCGUGGCUCUGAGAGACCUGCUGAACUACCACAUCCUGAAGCAGAUGCAGUGUGCGGAGUCCAUCGUGUCGGGGACUCCGAUGGAGACCCUGCAGGGCACCGUGCUGGAGGUCGGCUGUGACGGAGACCAGAUGACUCUGAAUGGGAAGGCCAUUAUCACCAAGAAAGACCAGCUGGGAACCAACGGAGUCAUCCACUACAUCAGCGAGCUGCUCAUCCCGGACUCAGCCAAAACUCUCCUGGAGCUCGCUGAGGGUUCAUCCGUUUCUACGGCGACCAAACUGUUUGUUGAAGCCGGUCUGAGCCCCCGCCUGACGGGGUCCGAGGCGCUGACCAUGCUGGCUCCAAUGAAUGAUGCCUUCAAGGGAAGCGUGACGAUGACUCCUGACAUGAAGAAGCUGAUGACCAAUCACAUCCUGAAGGAGCAGCUGUCGUCGAAGUCUCUGUACCACGGUCAGGAGCUGGAGACGCUGGGAGGCCUCAGACUCAGAGUCUUCGUCUACAGAAACAACCUGUGCAUUGAGAACGCCUGCAUCGCCGCACACGAUAAGACCGGCCGUUACGCCUCCAUGUUCACUGUGGACAAAGUCCUCACUCCACCAAUGGGAACCAUCAUGGACGUCCUGAAGGCAGACGACCGCUUCAGCCUCCUGGUCGGUGCCAUCCAGACGGCAGGUAUGACGGAGCUGCUGAACCAGCAGGGGGGGCUCACCUUCUUCGCCCCCACCAACAACGCCUUCAACGCCCUGCCGCCGGCCGACCUCAACCGGCUGAUGCGUAACCCGCAGGAGCUGUCAGGUGUGCUCAGGUACCACCUGGGGGAGGGCAUGUUGGUCAGUGGAGGAGUUGGAUCUCACACCAGAGUCAAACCUCUGCAGGGAGAGAAGCUGGAGCUCGGCGUGCGUAACUACACCGUCUACGUCAACAAAGUCCCGGUGACAGACGCAGACCUGAUGGCGACUAACGGAGUCGUCCACGCCAUCAACAGCAUCAUCAGACCUCUGCCUCUGAAAGUGGACAGAGAACAGGCCGACGGACCCGCAGCUCCUGUCAGAUCAGCCUCCUCCCCCAGGGCAGACUCCAGGAGCUUCAGGAACGACGAUCUGUUCCAGAAGGUGAUCAGGAGCCGCUCCAGCAGGACGAUGAACCACAGCCAGUGAAGACGCAGACUCACCACGACAUCAGAGGAACUGCGUUCUCACCCCGACGGGUCAAAGGUCACAAAUCUUAAAGGAAAAUCCCCCUGAAAUCCUCUGACGCUGCUGCUGUUUGUCUGAGAGCGGGAAAUGCUGACGACCGCUGAAAUCACAGGUGAACGUUCAGAUGGCGUGAGACGGAAAUCCACAGACAGAGAAACCAGGUCUGAGUUUCAGAGCCUCUGUCUUCAGACUCAAACCUUUAAAAGAAAAGUCUGUAGUCGUGUUACAGUGUCUGAGGGUUGUUGAAAGGCAUUCUGGGAAAGGCGACACGUUUGAACGUCAGAGGAUCUGAGGGGGAUUUUUCUUCGUUUUCACUUCUUGAACAGAAGAAGAUGAAAUUUUGUUUUUGAUUUUUAAAAGUUCUUUUUAUUUUUUACCAAACUGUUUAGUUUUCUGUGUGUUGUAAAAAAAACAACUGGUUCUGACCCAGUGUCACUUUCUGAAGUUUGAACUUUCACGUGUAAAAUGUUUGUGAAGUAUUUUUUUGUUUUGUUUUGCUUUUUGUUGUUCUGCCUCUGUUUGUUGUCCUGUAGCAUGUCCGCAGGUUCGAGCUCCAAACAAAGUGACCUGAUGCUUUCUGGAGCUUUUUAGGAUUUUUUUAUGCGUUUUUUUUGUAAAAUAAAGCUGAAAAAUGAAAACA
Toxotes jaculatrix (banded archerfish) is the source of this 2839-nucleotide messenger RNA. It is a transcript of the gene tgfbi, whose product is annotated as transforming growth factor, beta-induced. Lineage: Eukaryota; Metazoa; Chordata; Actinopteri; Toxotidae. Gene Ontology annotation, biological process: extracellular matrix organization; cell adhesion. Bases 127 to 2160 code for a protein of 677 amino acids. Gene Ontology annotation, cellular component: extracellular matrix. The transcript is spliced from 17 exons. The record is from RefSeq and is a predicted model, not a curated record. Gene Ontology annotation, molecular function: cell adhesion molecule binding.